GUGUAAUAACAUGGUUAACAAGUUCUUUAUCCCCUGACAUUGCGGAUAGUGUCCAGUACUCUGAAACAGCUGAAGAAAUAUGGAGACAGUUAAAUAAAAGAUAUGGAACAGUAGGUGGAACUAAAGCCUUUGAAAUUAAGAAAGAACUUGCCUCUACCUGUCAAGGCUCCCUAGAUAUUGCAUCUUAUUUUAACAAGUUAAAGAAAUCGUGGGAUGAAUUGAGGGUUGUUCGUAGAAACCAUGGAUAUCACUGCACUUGUGGUGCAAAAGAAGACAGUGCAUAUAAUAUUCUUCUUCAAGAUGAAAGGCAAAGGCAGAUCAACUCCAAUUCUCAGUUUGGCCCUGAUUCAGCUGCCUUCCCUGCCAAAAUCAACUUCAAUAAUCAUUCUAGUCCCAACACAAAUUAUAAGUCUCCUAGUUCCAACACUCAGAGACAAUAUAUUCAAAGACUUCAUGGUUUUCUUCCUGAUUUCAAAUUCAACAAAGGAAAGAAAAUUACAGCAAAUGCAACUAUUGGAGCAGAGCUUUCUUCUGACUCUUCUUCUCCUUCUGUUGCUGGGACUACUAGCAAUGAUACACAAGGUUCAUUGGUACCUGGUUUAACCAUGCAGCAAUAUUCUCAGCUAAUGGCCAUUUUACAACAUUCUCGCCAGCCUGAUUCUGCUCCUCAGUCUGACUUCAUGGCUUCUGCCAACUUUGCUGGUAAAGUGCUCAUUCCAAAAGUAGUGACUUGUUCUCUAGCUUGCAUGUUGAGUCAGCCUUCACCUCAUAAGUGGAUUAUUUAUUCAGGAGCAUCUGACCACAUGACUUAUAACAAAGAUCUUUUAACCAACAUUACACCUUUGCCUAUUCCUUACCUUGUCACACUUCCUAAUGGAUAUAAAGUUAAAGUUACUUGCACUGGGUCUUUUUCUUUAUAUACUUCCAUCAUUCUUCCAGAUGGCCCUUCUCUGAAGAUGCCUCUGGAGCUUGGUAAACUAGAGGAUGGGCUUUACAAGUUUGUCUGCACUACUGCAUUCUCUUCUUCAGCUCAAAAUGCUUCUACUAUGACUUUUGCCUAUAGUUUUCCAUCUUUACCUUCUACUAUUGAUGUUCCUAGCUCUAAUUCAUUGUGUAACUCUAGUUCUUUUCAAAAUUCUUUAUCUUCAUCUGUGUCAUCCUGUAAUGAAGCUACACUGAGUAAAAUGGAUAUUGUUUGGCAUCAAAGACUUGCACAUGUUCCUUUUGUUAGAAUGAAGGGCAUUUUUGCUAUAUCGUCCUCUUUAUCUUCCAAGCAACAAUUUCCUUGUGAAAUAUGUCCUAUGGCUAGACAAACCAGACUCCCUUUCCCUGAUAGCUCCAUUCAUAGUACUCAUCCCUUCCAACAUAUACAUGUGAAUUCUUGGGGACCCUACCACACUCCUACUUAUUCUGGUUCCAGAUAUUUUCUAACCAUUGUUGAUGAUUUUUCUAGAUCCACUUGGACUCAUUUAAUGGGUUCCAAAAGUAAUGCAUUUUCCUUGAUUAAAGCUUUUGUGGCCAUGGUCAAAACUCAAUUUCACAUUACUAUCCAAACAAUCAGGAGUGACAAUGCCUUAGAACUUGGGGGUAGCUAUUCUGCCAUUUCUUACUUCUCUGAUAAUGGCAUUAUCCAUCAAACUACUUGUCCUCAUACACCACAACAAAAUGGUGUAGUUGAGAGAAAGCAUAGAACUUUACUUGAGGCUUAUAGAGCUUUGCUUUUUCAAUCCAAGACAUUUGGAUGUCUGGCCUAUGCUACUGUACCAAUUCCUCAUAGGGAUAAACUGAAAACAAGAGUGAUGCCUUGUGUCUUUCUUGGUUAUCCCUUUGCCAAGAAAGGUUACAGACUUUAUAACCUAAAAACCAAGCAAUUCCUUGUGUCCAGGGAUGUUGUAUUUCAUGAAGAUGUCUUUCCCUUCUCUUCUUCCUCCCAUGUUCCACAAACUCCUGUCACUUUUCCCCCUCCUUCUCCUUCCUCUCAUAUUUCAGAUUCUUUACCUCUUACUUCUCCCACUCCUGAUCUUAUUCAUCCCAAUCCUGACCCUGCUUCUCCUGUGCCUUCUUCCCCUUCUAUUCCUAUUUUUGCACCAUCUUCUCUUUCUCCUGCUCUUAUUACUUCUCCUUUUUCUGAUCCAACCUCUCCAUGUGUUAUUUCUUCCCCUGUUCCUAUUACAACAGCUCCUCCUCCUACUGCUGGUCCACUCAGAAGGUCUGACAGACCUUAUACCCUUCCAUCCCACUUGACUGAUUAUGUCUGCCAAUUGCCUCCCUCAUUCUCUUGCACCAGUACUUUGACUCCUCAUGCUAUGUUUGAACCCACUACUUAUUCCCAAGUUGCACCUAUUCCAGCUUGGCAAGAUGCUAUGAGGAAAGAGUUUGAGGCCCUCGAGGCCAAUCACACUUGGGAUAUUGUAGCUUUGCCUAGUGGAAAGAAACCUAUUGGCUGUAAAUGGGCCUAUAAGAUUAAGUAUAAAGUUGAUGGUACUAUUGAGAGGUAUAAAGCUAGGCUUGUUAUAAGGGGUGACACCCAAGUUGAGGGAGUGGAUUUCAAUGAAACUUUCUCCCCUGUUGUAAAGAUGUCCACUGUUAAAUGUCUCAUUGAUGUUGCAGUUAAGAGAGGUUGGUCUUUGUACCAAUUAGAUGUUAAUAAUGCUUUCUUGCAUGGUGAUUUGGAUGAGGAGGUCUAUAUGAAGCUUCCUCCUGGUCUUUCUGUCACUACUGCCUCCUCCUCUUCUUCUCCUCCCUUAGUCUGUCGUUUACAAAAGUCCCUUUAUGUCUUGAGACAAGCUUCUAGACAGUGGUAUGCCAAGCUUUCUCAAGCCCUCUACUCUAGAGGUUAUGCUCAUUCUCUUAAUGAUUACUCCUUAUUCAUCAAAGGCUCUUCUGGUAAUAUGAAGAAAUUUAUCUCUGAUAUUUUGAAGGAGUUUGAUUGCCUGGAGGUUGCCUCUGUUGUUUGUCCUCUUGACUUGAACUCCAAACUGAAAGCUGGUGACCUCUUGACUCAACCUGAAAGGUAUAGGAGCUUGGUUGGGAAGUUGUUAUUCCUCACUCACACUAGGCCUGACAUUUGUUUUAGGGUGCAACACCUUAGUCAAUUUCUUCAGUCUCCACGAGUCCCUCACAUGGCUGCUGCUCUACACAUGCUGAGGUACCUCAAGGGAAUCUUUGAUCUUGGCCUCUAUUACUCUAACUCUUCUGAUUUCACUGUCUCAGCUUAUUCAGACAGUGAUUGGGCAGCCUGCCCGGACACCAGAAGGUCUGUUACUGGUUUUUGUGUCUUUUUGGGUGAUAGCUUAAUCUCUUGGAAGUCUAAAAAGCAGCCUGUGGUGUCUUUAUCUUCCGCUGAGGCUGAAUAUAAA
Molecule: messenger RNA, 3359 nt
Organism: Nicotiana attenuata
Lineage: Eukaryota; Viridiplantae; Streptophyta; Magnoliopsida; Solanales; Solanaceae
Exons: 6
Biological process (GO): DNA integration
Molecular function (GO): nucleic acid binding
Source: RefSeq, a predicted model, not a curated record